Molecule: messenger RNA, 1727 nt
Organism: Lycium barbarum (goji berry)
Lineage: Eukaryota; Viridiplantae; Streptophyta; Magnoliopsida; Solanales; Solanaceae
Product: 1-aminocyclopropane-1-carboxylate synthase 7-like
Exons: 3
Coding region: 245-1594 (449 amino acids)
Biological process (GO): amino acid metabolic process; biosynthetic process
Molecular function (GO): transaminase activity; pyridoxal phosphate binding
Source: RefSeq, a predicted model, not a curated record
CACAUAAUUUUGUAAAAAGUUGAUCUUUGAUCUUGCUUACUCUAUAUACAGAUCGAACCAAUCAUUGGUUAUUUUGAGGGAAUUAUCUUUUGCCAUUGAGCUUGAGGGCCCCCUUUUUCCGUCAAGAACUUUCUAUAUAUAUGAGUAGUUAUUUGACACAAAAGCAUCAUUCAAACAGUUCUAAUUCUUUCUUAUAUUCAUAUUUCAUAUUUUCUUAUAAAAGACUCAAAAAGAGAAAGAAAUAAUGGCUAUUGAGAUUGAGAAAUCAAUUGUUGGGCUAUCAAAAGUUGCAAAUUCAGAUACUCAUGGAGAAGACUCACCAUAUUUUGCAGGGUGGAAAGCAUAUGAUGAAGAUCCUUUUGAUGAAGUUCACAAUCCUUCUGGAGUAAUUCAGAUGGGAUUGGCUGAAAAUCAAGUAUCAUUUGAUUUGGUAGAAGAGUACUUGGAAAAACAUUCAGAAGCCAUUGACUGUGGAAGUGGAAUUUCUAGCUUCAGGGAGAAUGCUUUAUUUCAAGAUUAUCAUGGACUUUUUUCUUUUAGAAAAGCAAUGGCAAAUUUCAUGGAGAAAAUAAGAGGUGGAAGAGCAAAAUUUGAUCCAGAUAGAGUUGUUAUUACAGCUGGUGCUACAGCUGCUAAUGAGUUAUUAACAUUUAUUCUUGCUGAUCCUGGUGAUGCCUUACUUGUUCCAACUCCUUACUAUCCAGGGUUUGACAGAGACUUGAGGUGGAGAACAGGUGUAAAAAUAAUUCCAAUACAUUGUGACAGUUCAAAUAAUUUCCAAGUUACACCACAAGCCUUGGAAUCGGCCUAUGAAGCAGCAAAAUCCAACAGAAUCAAAGUUAGAGGAAUACUCAUAACAAACCCUUCAAACCCUUUAGGUGCAACAAUCCAAAGAUCAAAUCUUGAGGAAAUUCUUGAUUUCGCCGUCCAAAAAAACAUCCAUCUUGUCUCUGACGAAAUCUACUCCGGAUCAGCAUUCUAUUCCUCGGAAUUCGUCAGCAUUGCUGAGGUUCUGGAAUCUAGAAAAUACAUGGAUUCGGAACGAGUACAUAUCGUGUAUAGCCUUUCGAAGGACUUAGGUCUCCCUGGAUUUCGAGUUGGUACGAUUUAUUCAUACAAUGACAAUGUUGUCACAACCGCUAGGAGGAUGUCAAGUUUUACCUUAAUUUCCUCCCAGACACAACAAUUGUUGGCAUCCAUGUUGUCCGAUGAGGAAUUUACUAGGAAUUAUAUUAAGACGAAUCGCGAUAGAUUGAGAACAAGAUAUGAAAAAAUUAUUGAUGGAUUAAGGGGGAGUGGAGUUGAGUGUUUGAAAGGGAAUGCAGGGUUAUUUUGUUGGAUGAAUUUGAGUCAUUUAUUGGAGAAGUCAACAAGGGAAUGUGAAUUGGAACUUUGGAAUUCAAUUUUAGGUGAAGUGAAGUUGAAUAUUUCACCAGGAUCUUCUUGUCAUUGUUCAGAGCCAGGAUGGUUUAGGGUUUGUUUUGCUAAUAUGAGUGAACAAACACUAGAAGUUGCACUCACAAGAUUACAUAAUUUCAUGCAAAAAAGAACAAAAAAAGUAAUUAAUUCCAGCUUUUUUAGUUUUCUUCUUUAGAUCUUUUUGGUUUCAGGAAAUUAAUUCCACUUUUGGUUGAUAUUGGAUCAGUUCUCUCUAUGAUGUUACUUCCAAAGAUUAGGAUUUUUGUCCUCAAAUAUUGUACAUCAUAUUGAAUUCAUCAAUAUACAUA